Messenger RNA from Lytechinus variegatus (green sea urchin), 2559 nucleotides. RefSeq lists its product as uncharacterized. The record is from RefSeq and is a predicted model, not a curated record. The transcript has 15 exons. Lineage: Eukaryota; Metazoa; Echinodermata; Echinoidea; Temnopleuroida; Toxopneustidae. Gene Ontology annotation, biological process: proteolysis. The coding region runs from base 375 to 2528 and encodes 717 amino acids. Gene Ontology annotation, molecular function: cysteine-type endopeptidase activity.
CGCGAAAUAAGAUGUAAAUAUGCAAAGCGUGGGCGUCAGCGAAGAGGAUUGUCUUUUUUAUUUGAUUGGGGGACGCAGCAAUAGAUGUCCCCCCUCCCAUGACGGAAGAGGUUGUUUAAAAUGGUAUAACCCCGCCACUUCCUCGUUUGGCAGUAGGAUAGAAAUGCCACAUUUACAAAGCAGACGUUCCGGAAUUUCAGUUUAACUAUCUGGACUCGGGAAAAUUAGAAGUAAAAUACUAUAUCGAAAGGAAGAGAGAACGUGGCCGAUAAACAUGAUAGACCUGAAAGAGAGUAGACGGAUUGUAUGAAUCAAAAAGAACUGAUGACAGUAAAGAAGAUAUUGAUUUCCAUGUCGAUCUCAUAUCUAUUGUGAUGGCAGUUACAGCAGCUAUUAAGUCAUUUCUCUUGUUUUCAGUGUUUAUCGCUCGACACAUAGAUCUUGUACAUUCCAAUCUUUAUGGAAAUGACGUCAUUGAUUACAAGAUAACUUCAGGAAUCUCUACAACUAGAAACACAUUGAAGGAAGGCAAAGACCCCACUCCACCCCCCGGAGUAUAUUUCGAUGAAGAGGCAGAUAGAAGAUGGGCAGAAUUGAGAGCGUUUCCAUAUCUAUCAUUUGAAGACGAAACCAGCACGGAUCUCGUAUCAUGUCGGACCUUUUAUACCAUAUCCCAAAAGAGGCUCUACAAAUGGUUCAGAGAGACCUUCGCCUAUGAUGCGCUAGUGACUGACCAGCAGACCGGGUUUAGGGUAAUGGCAAAGUCCACUUACACCCGAGAUGCUGCAGUUCAGGAUGCUACCAAUUCCAUGGUCAACAGGCUUGUAUUUACUGGUCACAUGAAAGAAUCAACGAAUUGCUUUCUGCCGGCUUACUCGUCCCCGCUCCUGUUGAUCCAAGGAACUUGCCCGCCAAACCAAGGCAUCAAAUGUGAUACCGUGUGUGUAUUUGCCUGCAGUGACUCUAGUUUCACAAUGGUCGGAAGUUCUACCAUCAAAUGCCGGCCGAAUGGCACUCUGUCUAAUGAAUUCCCACAUUGUCAAGCAAAGGAACAACCAACCACCCAUACUGCCACAACGGCCGGAACAAACUAUUCGACGAAACAUGUUCAUACAAGCAGUACACCUUCCGAAACAACGACAUGGCACAACGAUCCCACGAUGGCAAGUCCCAUCACGAAGCCGAGUCCAUCGAUAGCGGAAACAACCCCAGCAGUUGAAACUGAUACAACAAUUGCAACUAAUUCUUCUGUGACUCCUUCCACAAAGAAUCAUACUACGAAAGGAAACCAUACCCCCAAGACGAACCCUACUACUGCUACUACUCCCAAAGCGGAUCCUAUCACGACAGACAGUUCUACAACACAAAGUCAUUCCUCCAGGAAGACUGGACCUACGACUGCUCUUCCUGGAACGUCUCACAAACUCAAGACGAUGGGAUUUAUUGGCUUUCUAGGUCUUCCUUUACUAAUCCUGCCACUGAUAUAUAUCAUUUAUAAAUUGAGACACAGACACAGCAGAAAGCAGUACACAAUACUCGAUGAAGAUUCAGUUGGAGAAGACGAUGAUGACGUUCCACCGGAUGUCGAUGGGUUUUAUCAAGCCGAAAAGAUCAGGAGUGCCACCAUUACAGAAAUAGGACUUAACCGAGAAGAGUGCUACCCUAUGGACCAGCGGGAUAAAGGUAUCGUAUUCAUCCUCAACAACUACACCUUUCACACCGAUAGAACCAUUGAGAGAAAGGGAUCUGAUGUUGAUAUGGUCAAUGUCAAGCAUGUCUUCACCGAGAUUGGCUACACGUCUAAUGAAGCUCAAAAUCUCACUGCUGAGGGGAUACGACGAAAACUGAAGAGCCUAAAACAGAAGAUCUCUCCCUCCCAUACCUCUGUUGUAUUGGUCUUCAUGAGCCACGGGGUUUCAGAAGGGAUUCUUGGUAUCGAUCAGAAAGUCGUCACCGUCGAGGAAAUCAAGAACAUGUUCUCUGGGAACAACUGUCCAGCUUUGAUCGGAAAACCAAAGAUCAUGUUCUUCCAGGCCUGUCGUGGAGACAAAGCAACGCCGAGUGCUCCAUCUCCUCCAAAUUAUGAAGAAGAUCCUGGAAUGUAUACUGACACUGUGAAGACUGACGGAGUAGAUGGAGGGGUUACUAUGGUAACGAGAGAAGGAGAAUGUGUGACACCACCUCCUACACUGGAUGCAGGAGAAUUAGACAUUGACGGUAGUGUACCAGACAAUGCGGAUGUCUACAUUGCCCAUGCAACAUCAGAAGGUUAUUUUUCACUGCGUCACAAACAAAACGGAUCUUGGUUCAUUCAAGCCCUCUGUGAGGAGCUCAUAGCUAGUGCGCAUGCUCAUCAUCUGGAUGACAUCAUGACGAAGGUGACAGACAGAGUGAAGCGACAGGAAGCAAGGAUACUUGUCCAAGGUCGGCGGCGACUCACACUACAGACUCCACAGAUUAUCAAGCAAGGAAUAGGAAAGAAGAUAUUCUUUUUACCAAAGUAUCAACCACCAUCAGACAGUCAAUAAGACGAUAUAACGGCUAUGAUGUUAUAAAUGA